Molecule: messenger RNA, 210 nt
Organism: Botrytis deweyae
Lineage: Eukaryota; Fungi; Ascomycota; Leotiomycetes; Helotiales; Sclerotiniaceae
Exons: 1
Coding region: 1-210 (69 amino acids)
Source: RefSeq, a predicted model, not a curated record
AUGUCAGAUUUGGACCCUGAAUGGUUGUCAAAACGGCCGUUGAAUGGCCCGGUAUCAUCACCUGAGACUGUUGGUGAAAAAAUCCGAGUGUCAAGGGAGCUAUUUACCAUGCAAGAACCAACUUCAUCUCAUGUACCAUGGCCAAUCCGGAUAGCCACCGACACAUCUUCUAGACUUCAGACUUACGUUCGAUAUACUAAAACGUAUUAG